UCUCCCCUCCCCGCCGCUGCCUGUCACAGCCUCUCUGCCGAUAUUAUAGGGGCCGAAGCUUGGAGCUCAAAGCGCAAAGUCAGCCAGUGUAAUGAACUUCUGGAAACCUUUCCCUUUUUAUACCAUUCAGUUUCUGAGAGGCAGAGACAGCCUCCUCUGACGCCUUUUCCCCCCUUCCAUUAUUUUUCCAGGCUCUGAUCUCCCUGCUCGCUGCACCGAGGCGCUCGGCGCAGAGCCCCGCUCCCCAUCCUACCUUCUCCUUCAUCUCAUUGUUGUCCUGGCUGCUGUGGCUCUCGCUUGCCUUCCAGGAGCGCGGUGGCGAGCCCAGCCGCACCCCCCUGCACCCUCCCGGGGUCCCGAGAGCAUCUGCUCUCAGGGGGGCAGCGAGUGGCCGCUGACUUUGGGUUAUUUCGUUUGGGUUUUUUUUUUUUCCUUUUUUCUCCUUUUUUUUUUUCCCCCCUCCUUGCCGCGUCCCCGCCGUGUGUCCCCGUCCCUCGGGAAGACAUCGCUGGGGAGCGGGACAGCGGCGAGGAUGUGCCGGCCCCCGCGGCGGAGCCAGCAGUGAGCGCCCGAGGGAGGCACCUGCCCUGCGGAGCCGCCGCGCCGGCGGGGGGGGGACACCGCCUCGCCCCGGCGCCGACACUUCGCCCCGAGUUUAACGACUCCCCGGGGGCUUCGAGCAUGAGCAAGCCGGCGGGAUCAACAAGUCGCAUUUUAGACAUCCCUUGCAAAGUGUGUGGGGACCGCAGCUCCGGGAAACACUAUGGGGUUUACGCCUGCGAUGGGUGCUCGGGAUUUUUCAAGCGGAGCAUCAGGAGGAAUAGGACCUAUGUUUGCAAAUCGGGAAAUCAGGGAGGCUGCCCGGUGGACAAGACGCACAGGAACCAGUGCCGGGCCUGCCGGCUGAAGAAGUGCUUGGAGGUCAACAUGAACAAAGACGCGGUGCAGCAUGAGCGGGGCCCCCGGACAUCGACGAUACGGAAGCAGGUGGCCCUCUACUUCCGCGGGCACAAGGAGGAGAGUGGCGGCGCCCCGCACUUCCCCGCCACCGCCCUGCCGGCUCCCGCCUUCUUCACCGCUGUCUCCCAGCUGGAGCCCCACAGCCUGGAGCUGGCUGCUGUCGCCGGCACCCCUGAGAGGCAGGCUCUGGUGGGCCUGGCACAGCCCACCCCAAAGUACCCACAUGAAGUCAAUGGUACCCCUAUGUAUCUCUACGAAGUGGCCACCGAAUCCGUCUGCGAGUCAGCAGCCAGACUUCUGUUCAUGAGCAUCAAGUGGGCAAAGAGUGUCCCAGCCUUCUCCACCUUGUCCUUACAAGACCAGCUGAUGCUUUUGGAAGAUGCUUGGAGAGAACUGUUUGUUCUAGGAAUAGCACAAUGGGCCAUUCCAGUUGAUGCUAACACUCUACUGGCUGUAUCUGGCAUGAACGGUGACAAUACGGAUUCUCAGAAGCUGAAUAAAAUUAUUUCAGAAAUACAGGCCUUACAGGAGGUUGUGGCUAGAUUUAGACAACUUCGGCUAGAUGCUACCGAAUUUGCCUGUCUCAAAUGCAUUGUCACUUUUAAAGCUGUGCCUACACACAGUGGUUCUGAACUGAGGAGUUUCCGAAAUGCUGCCGCCAUAGCAGCCCUUCAAGAUGAAGCCCAGCUCACUCUGAACAGCUACAUCCAUACCAGGUAUCCCACACAACCCUGUCGCUUUGGAAAACUUCUAUUGCUUUUACCAGCUUUACGUUCGAUUAGUCCAUCUACGAUAGAAGAAGUGUUUUUCAAAAAGACCAUUGGGAAUGUACCAAUUACAAGACUGCUUUCAGAUAUGUACAAAUCCAGCGACAUAUAAAUUACCUUAAAAUAAACAAUCAGGAUGGACAGUUUGAGAAGAACUUUUAUCUAUGGAGAAUAAGCCUCAACUAACAAAAUCUACAGGAAGCAUAAGCCUGGGAAUGUUUAGCCUUUAAACCCAUUGACAAAAAAUACCCCAGUAGAUAUGACUCUGCUGUUCUGAACAGAGUGAUUUAGAUCAUGGAGAGAAUGCUUUGUUCUACAGAAAAAGUGAAAGUGGUUGGAAUUUGGCUGCUAUUCCUGUUACUACAGGAUGGAGGCAAUUCAGAUGCCAGUCACAGUUAACAAAGACUCUGCUAUUCUCUCAUUUAACUGGCAGAUCUGAGACAAAAUGUGAAAGAAGGUACUUUAGUUUGUUCAGUAUUUGGAACUGGGCGACCAAACUUGGCUUCUGUUGUAACAUGAGAUGCGGUGGCCUUCAGAACUGUUUUAAAAGUAGCCUAUGUUGGGAAAAUGUUUUUAAUACGAUAGGCAACAUUUAAGACCAGGUUACCAAAACAUUGCUUCUGCUAUAAUACAUCAUGAAGUGGCCUUCAGAACUGAUUAAAAAGUAGCUUAUGACGGCAGCUCCAUUCUUUCUGCAAAAUGAACUGGUGAUCUUUGGUGCAGAUGUCACCACAAUUUGUUUGGUUAACAUCUCAAAGACAGAAGAGCUUUAUACACUUCCUCCCCGACCUUCCCUCCUUCUUCUUCCACACACAGACACACACACACACACACCUGAAAAGAUACAAGUCAAGAAAGGAAAACUAAAACAGCAAAACCAAAUACAAUGGAGAUGACCGCUUCAGUGACCUGCUGGCUGUCCCGUUGGCACAGUGCUGAAACCAAAGGCAAUGGUGGCCAAACUCUUUGUCAAUGAGAUGCGCAGAGAAGUGAAAUGACUAUUAAAAAAAACAAUCAACGGACAGAAUUUUAUUUCAAAGAAAUAAAGGUUGUUGACUGAUACGAUGCUAACAAUUUCCAAAAGUCUCCAAUGCCUUUUUAGAAAACUCCAGGUUCUAAUUUCGAAGCCUUGUUCGCCUACACCCUCUCACACACAAAAACGUUAUAAGCUGCUUAUUUGAUGUGUGAAAAAUGUAGAAAAAAACAUUUAAAGAUAGCUGCUGUACUUUUCAAAAUUUGAUUUGUUAUUAGGAACUAGCACUGAGAAAAAUCAGCACUUGGACUAUCAUAGAAUGAGUAAAACUUUUCAUGUACAAAGUGGAUUAACUGAUUUGUGAAGUUAAAAAGUUGUACUCAUUGUAUUUACAAAGAAUAAAAAUAUAUUGAAUUUAAAUUACUUUCCACCAUUCUUUUAAUGCUUGUCCUUCUAUUUCUGGAUUAGUUUCUUCCACUGUACCCUACUUACCAGGGAGCAGAAAUAUUCUCUCCUAAAAUGGAUUGCCUUGGAUGCUGUGGAGUCUCCAUCAUCAGAGGUUUUAAAAAACAGG
Molecule: messenger RNA, 3274 nt
Organism: Grus americana (Whooping crane)
Lineage: Eukaryota; Metazoa; Chordata; Aves; Gruiformes; Gruidae
Gene: NR2E1
Product: nuclear receptor subfamily 2 group E member 1
Exons: 9
Coding region: 682-1839 (385 amino acids)
Biological process (GO): negative regulation of transcription by RNA polymerase II; cell differentiation; anatomical structure development
Molecular function (GO): nuclear receptor activity; zinc ion binding; RNA polymerase II cis-regulatory region sequence-specific DNA binding
Source: RefSeq, a predicted model, not a curated record